Molecule: messenger RNA, 1584 nt
Organism: Penicillium hordei
Lineage: Eukaryota; Fungi; Ascomycota; Eurotiomycetes; Eurotiales; Aspergillaceae
Product: glycoside hydrolase family 18 protein
Exons: 5
Coding region: 1-1584 (527 amino acids)
Biological process (GO): carbohydrate metabolic process
Cellular component (GO): extracellular region
Molecular function (GO): chitinase activity
Source: RefSeq, a predicted model, not a curated record
AUGCGUCGCUACCAGGGUGUCCUCCCUUGGUCUAUUUUGCUAGCUUCAAUUGGAGGAGCACAGGCGAAGCUGGACUUAAACUCGACCAGCAACAUCGUUGUUUACUGGGGCCAAAAUUCUUUUAAUGGAAAGGGCGAUAAGGCACAGCAGCCUCUGGCAUACUACUGUGAUAAUGAUGACAUUGAUGUGAUACCGAUGGCCUUCAACAUGAUGGUCAAUGGCCCAGGAGGCGCUCCAGAGAUUGAUUUAUCUGUUACCAGCAAGGACUGCGAUGUCUUCGAGGGUACCCAGUUGAAGAACUGUCCUUCAGUUGCUAAGGACAUCGCGACCUGCCAAAAGAAGAACAAGACAAUUCUUCUUUCAAUCGGUGGAGCCACGUACAGCGAGGGCGGCUUCAAGUCUGAACAAGAUGCCAAGGACGGCGCGAAGUUGAUGUGGGAGACCUUUGGCCCCAAGCAAGAUGGCUCCAAAUCCCUUCGUCCCUUCGGUGACGUCGCCCUAGAUGGGUUCGACUUCGACUUUGAGGCCAAUGUCCAACACAUGGCCCCAUUUGCCAACGAGCUGCGCUCAUUAAUGGAGGCAGAUAAGAGCAAGCAGAAGUUCUACUUGACGGCAGCACCGCAAUGCCCCUACCCAGACCAGGCAGACAAAGAGAUCCUCAACGGUCCUGUCUACAUCGACGCUAUCUGGGUGCAGUUCUACAACAACUAUUGCGGGGUCAACAACUUCAACACCGACCCCUCAAGCAGCAAAUACAAUUUCGACGAGUGGGACAAUUGGGCCAAGAACGUGUCUAAGAACAAAGAUGUAAAGGUCCUUGUUGGGGUGCCGGCAUUCACUACGGCGGCGAGCACGGGGUAUAUCCCGGCAUCCGAGCUGGCCAAAGUGAUUGAAUACACGAAGAAGUUCGAGAGCUUUGGGGGUGUGAUGAUGUGGGAUGCCACACAGGCUUACGGUAACGAAGGGUUUAUCAAGGACGUUCGAAAAAGCCUGGGCCCUGCGCAUGAUUCCGGUUCGUCGUCGCCCGAUCCGGUGUCAACCUCGGCACCUGCCUCUACGUCCACUGACUCAACGAAGCCAACAACACUAACGACGUCGACGAAACCGACGACGACGUCUUCAUUUUCCAAUGCACCCGACUCCUCACACUCGGGUUCCUCCUCCUCAUCUGUUACUGCUUCGCCCAAGGGAGCUGAAGAAACCGCCACCACCACCACCACCACCACCAAGGAACAGAAGCCCACCGUUGCGACAUCAACUACUCUAGCCACUACGAGCACAGAUAACAAGCCCGAGAGUACUGAAGUGAAGCCGACUCUUGCUGCAACCACAUCUGCUCAGACAACUGAGGCUCCAAGCUCGACUACGGCUCUUAGCUCGACUACGGCUCCAACUUCAACUGCGGCUCCAACCUCGACUGAAGAUGACUCCGAAGAUGAUCCGGACAGCAUUCCUUUCAGCUCUAUCCUCGGUAACGACCUUCUAGGUUUGCUAGGUGGCCUCCGCAAGGCGAACAAGAUCACUAGCGGCGUCACUCAUGGCCUGACCAACAAUCUCCACCGUGGUCAGCGCCACCGUACCUGA